UAUCUGCAGAUAUUAAUAAUGUCUGUCCAGGACAAUGUUGAAUCGCGUAUCAUUCGGAACCAUAUUAUUUUGUACAAAUACAAAUGUAAACGAAAGCUAUACUCGCAUUUUACAAGAAAGUCACGAAAGCCGAUUGUAUGAAUAAUAAAUGAAAAAAAAUCCAGUCGGUCGGUUGCAUCACGGAGGGGUUGCUUUGAGUAAUACAGGUAAUUGUACGUACAACAAAUCAAAUAUUGAACGACGCAGAAGAGCGUAGUAUAUGUGUUUCAAAGGACGACAGUCGCUUUCGGGUAAGAACUAUUUGAAGAGACACUUGGAAGUUGACAGUGUAACAGUCUGUGGGUGAAAUAAUAAAGAUUGUACGCAAACGUCAAAUUUUUAAGCGCUAGAAAAUGCGAUCAAGUACGAAUUGGAAUACUGAUACUGCAAAUAGUUUGAAAUUUCAUAAAUAUUUUCUUGGCAUUAUUGGACUCUGGGUACUAGAUGAGAAAAAUGUAUUCUCGAAAAUUCGAUGGUUUUUAUCAACGGCAGUGGAAUUCAGUACAUCAAUCACCAUGUCACUAGAAAUGAUUCUACAUUGUAAUGGUCAAGAGGACGCCAUGGAUGCCUUUUUAUUGGGCUCAUCGUCAUUAAUUAGUGUGAUAAAACUACUUUUGCAUCGCGUAUAUUGGAGACAAAAAUCCAUUUUGGUGGAAUCAGUCAUCCAUGAUUGGACUUACGUGAAAAAUUCUCACUCCCGCGAUAUCAUGCUGAAGUAUGCACGCAUAGGUAAACUAGGGUCCUCGAUAUUCUUCUAUUUCGGUUGUGCCUCGGUCAUAUCCUUCGUUUCCACUGUCGUGCUCGCUAACAUCAAUUUGCCCUGGACUUCGGAAAAGCAAUAUUUCAAUGAAACCUACGAACGAAAACUGAUGUUAGCGGCCUAUUGCGUUUUUGGAAAGUACACGUCUACUUUCACUUACUGCGCCAUUGAAGCUUUGCAGUUCGUACAGAUCGUCGUUAAUGGCAUUUCGCAGUGCGGGAACGACGGAUUCUUCUUCGAUCUCACGAUGCACAUGUGUGGACAAUUCGCAAGUCUCAAGAUGAACUUCACCGAAUUGGUUUGCGAAGAAUUUUCCUGCCGCACUAAACUCGAUAUCUUAUUGAAGAGACAUUAUCACCUUAUAUAUUUGUCGCAUUAUUUAGAAAAGGCUUUUACUCUGAUCAUCUUAGCACAAGUUUUAAUGAGUAUCCUUGUUCUGUGUGUCGAAGGUUUUCUUUUACUUCUCUCACUUGAAAUGAACGAUACUCUUACCGCCGCAAAACAUAGCGUCUUUAUUUUUUCACUGCUAGUGCAACUGUUUCUCUACUGCUUCGCUGGACAGAUAUUAGAAUUCCAAUCGAAAGGACUGGCCUACGCAAUUUAUAAAUCGCCAUGGUACAAUUUUGACAUACGCGUGAUGAAAAGUUUACCAUUAAUAAUUCUCCGAGCAACCAAACCUCAGCAGUUAACUGCAGGAAAAUUUGCAGCAAUGAAUUUAAUGACUUUCAAAGAAAUUCUGAAGGCUUCCGCCUCGUAUUUGUCGGUAUUAAGGGUAAUGAUUAAAGCGUGAGUAAAAAUUCUUGUAGCGAAAAAGAAGAAAAGUCUGUCGAGUU
This is a messenger RNA of Vollenhovia emeryi, 1632 nucleotides long. RefSeq names its product odorant receptor 22c-like. The record is from RefSeq and is a predicted model, not a curated record. The transcript is spliced from 3 exons. Gene Ontology annotation, molecular function: olfactory receptor activity; odorant binding. Gene Ontology annotation, cellular component: plasma membrane. The coding region runs from base 393 to 1589 and encodes 398 amino acids. NCBI's taxonomy places the organism in Eukaryota, Metazoa, Arthropoda, Insecta, Hymenoptera, Formicidae. Gene Ontology annotation, biological process: detection of chemical stimulus involved in sensory perception of smell; sensory perception of smell.